Molecule: messenger RNA, 750 nt
Organism: Coregonus sp. 'balchen'
Lineage: Eukaryota; Metazoa; Chordata; Actinopteri; Salmoniformes; Salmonidae
Source: the annotation of a GenBank genome assembly
UUUGUAACCAGUCUGGUGUACUACGGGGUGAGUCUAAACGUGGGUAACUUUGGUCUGGACAUAUAUCUGACCCAGUUGAUCUUUGGUUUGGCUGAGCUCCCCGCCCGGCUGGGCUCCCUGCCCCUCAUCGAACACUUUGGACGGAGGAUCUGUCAGGCCAUCGCCCUGUUCUUUGGAGGCACAGCCUGUCUCGUUCUUCUUGCUAUUCCAGAUGGUAAAAUUUAUAUUUUAUGAAAGUGGAUCUUUUGUGCUGUUAUUUGAACACUUUUUACAUUAUUGUGUUGUUUUAACACUUGAAGAUCGAAUCCGCAUUUGUUAAAAUAGCACCACUCCUCCGCCCUUCUGUUGAUAAACGGAGUGGAGGAGCGUCCGACAGCGCGGUAAAACUACUGCAGUACAUAUUCUGCUGUUUUAUCGUGAUGUCUGAGGAAAUAAAAAACACUGUUGUUUACUUCUUUGUUGUAAAUAUCCCAAACGACUGUUUCACCAAUUAUGGAGUCUAGCUUUAAGUGUUAUUUUUUAAACACUUUUGACACUAGUUUUAAUUCUUAAGCACCUUUAACACUUUGUGUCAUUCAACACGUUUAACAGAUUCUCUGUCUGAUUGUUUCUCCUCCCUCAGACCUGCCGGUAGUGACGACAGUCAUAGCCGUGUUGGGGAAGUUUGCCCUGGCUGCCUCCUUCACCAUCGUCUAUGUUUACACAGCUGAGCUCUAUCCCACUGUAGUGAGGUAUGUUCAUUACAGCUGA